Molecule: messenger RNA, 1059 nt
Organism: Radiomyces spectabilis
Lineage: Eukaryota; Fungi; Mucoromycota; Mucoromycetes; Mucorales; Radiomycetaceae
Exons: 6
Coding region: 1-1059 (352 amino acids)
Source: RefSeq, a predicted model, not a curated record
AUGCAAAGUUUGGCUCGAUUCACGACAUGUGCCAGUUCGGCCACUUUUGCGCACUGCUAUUUCCAGGACGAUCGCACCAUUAAUCGUCAAUUAGAUACUCUUUAUACCAACUUUUUGCGUUAUCCGAGUCUGAUCCAUGUGAAUGGAAACCCUCAACAUUACUUGAACGCGAUGCGAUGGCGCAUUAAUAUCUAUAUGCAUGCUGGUUAUGCCGAUCUUCGUUACGGUGCCUUUGUUCCUCGAUGGAAAGUGCAAAAUUUCCUUACCCAACUCGGAAAAUCCGGCCUGAGUAAAGAACGUCUUCGUCUUGCCGAUAUCUAUUUCACCCUGUGGACGAAUCAGUACCCCUGGAUAGUCGCCGAUCCUUCGAUGGCCACGGAGACGGAUAAGGGAGCGGAAAUUGAAAACUUCGACCGAUUUGAUGCCAUGCGACGGUUGCAACAUGUGCUGGAAGCAGAUACAUCCGAUACACCAAAAGAUUAUAUUGAACGUCUUCACGAAUCGCCAGCAUUGGGGAAUAGGGAUGUAAAGGCAGCAUGUUUCAAUGGACAAUGCUUGUUCACCACCAACAUUGAUCCUUUCCCCGUGCCGCAUCACGUCCAUUUUAAUGCAUCCGAUAUGCCGAGUCUGCAUGCUUUGGAAAAUGCGUACAACUCUCUGGAUGAGAUGGACGUCGGUCUGUGGACGCAGUAUAGUUUUGAAAAGGCAGUGGAUCAAAACAAGGAUACAUGCUGGAACACGUAUCGAAAUCCUAAAGCGGGCGAUUACUUUGGUUUGAUUAUCGUCGGAAGUAUCCAAGCGGACCAAUUGUCCAUCUUUAGCCGUCAACCUAUAUCCAAUCAACACGAUACAUGGCAGGUGUACGUGAUGCAAGAUGAUAACGAAUGGAUUACUUGUCGUACAUCCAUUCUCGAUCAAUCUUCCAAAUCGCAUGAUGCAACACUACAACUUGAUUGUGGAGACACGACUCGUUUCCGAGCCAUUCGCGUUGUAUUUGCCAAAGAUCAAAGCGAGCCUUUUAAGCUGUGCGGUUUACGGUUAGACAGUCUUGCUGUUUGA